This is a messenger RNA of Diversispora eburnea, 1584 nucleotides long. The record is from the annotation of a GenBank genome assembly. NCBI's taxonomy places the organism in Eukaryota, Fungi, Glomeromycota, Glomeromycetes, Diversisporales, Diversisporaceae.
AUGAAUUCUGAAAAUACAAAAGUAGGCAGAGAAAAAUCCACAGAUUACUCAGAUAUUGUAAAUACUGUAAUUAGUCCUGAGCAAAGAAUAAUUUUAAGUUAUGAAACCUAUCGAUCAACUUUAACUUCAUAUCCAAAUACACUCUUAGGCACAAUGUUUCUGGAAAGAAAUAGAUCUUUACUUCAUCCUACCAAUAAUAAUGAAUACUUUUUUGAUAGGGAUGGAUAUAUAUUUAGAUAUAUUCUUCAAUUCUAUAGAACUGGUGAAAUAUUUUGGCCAGAUACGAAUCCAUUACCAUCAUAUUAUCAUGCAGACUUAAAUUCCGAUCAUAAUAAUCAAUUACAAAUUUGUUCCCACUUUCCUAAAAUUACCAACAAAGAAUUAAUGGCUGAAUUGACCUAUUUUCAAAUUCCUUUUCCUUCUAAAAAACCUUUAUCCAUUACUCAACAAGCCAUAUUAGAUAAUAUGAAUUUAAUGAUAACCACCUUAGAACAAGUAAUUCGUUUUAUGUCUAGCGUAUUUUUACUUAAAGCCACUAUAAAUUUUGGAGUAGAUUCCACCAAUAAUUCAAUAAUUACGUGUAAUCGAUUUCACGAAUCAGAGAUAAAUGAAAUAGUUAAGAGGAUUUAUAAUUUUGCAUAUAUUAUGUUCAUAUCAUUUGGUCAAAGAAUAGCAAAAAAGAUUAAUCGAGAUAAUCCUGAGGUGGAAUUGAAAUUUACAAAAAUUCGAAGAAGAGUUGAAGUGGAAAUUUCCAUUGUAUAUGAUGAUUUCAAUUUGGAUUCAUUAGCCACCGAAAACAUCUCCCCUUCCGUAUUAAGAAGAAUCACAAAAGAGCUGGCAGCUCUCAAAGUGCAACCUCCGGAAGGGAUCCGAGUUUUAAUGAACGAACUUAACGUCUGUGACGUUCAGGCUUGGAUAUCGGGGCCCGGUACCCCAUAUGAAGACGGGUACUUUAAAAUCAAAGUAAUAUUUGGUGCGGACUUUCCAAGUGUUCCUCCAAAAUGCAUUUUUAUUACCAAAAUAUUUCAUCCCAAUGUGUCAAAAUCUGGGGAAGUUUGUGUGGAUACAUUGAAGAGAGAUUGGAACAAGGAAUAUGGUAUAGAGCAUAUUCUCCUGACGAUCAAAUGUUUGUUGAUUGUUCCGAAUCCUGAGUCGGCUCUUAAUGAUGACGCGGGAAAAUUACUUUUAGAAAGCUACGAGGAUUAUGCGAAGCGAGCACGAAUUAUGGCCAAUAUACAUGCUCAACAUAAACCGGCCGUAUUUUCUUCGAAUAACACCACAUCUACCUCGUCAACAUCGUCGAGUAAUAUGUCCACAUCUUCAUCAUCAUCUCCAUCUCAAAAAAUUCAAACCAAACUACCUAUUACCAACAGUAUUCCGUCUUCGACUCAUUCGACUUUGAUUACUCCUCUUACGGUAUCGAAAUCAAAUAAUGAAUUUGAAACUACUGGAAGUGUUAAAAAAAAUACAGUAUCCUCUACUUUAGAUAAUUCAAGUUCUUCCAUUAUCCCAAAGAAACGUACUGGAGAUAAAAAAUUGGAUAAAAAGCAAGCAGACAAAAAACGAAGUUUAAAGAGACUUUAA